ACCUGUUCCAAUGGAAAAUCUCUGGAGAUAUAUUUCAUGCAUGGUGUUCAUCCUGAUACAUGGAGUAUAUUUUGCCAGUGCUACUUUGGACCCAAUGGAACCUGAUGGCAAUAUAACAGUGAAGUGGGACAUUUUGUCUUGGACAGAUGAUGGCUACAAUGCAUUGGUGACAAUUUCUAAUUAUCAACAGUACAGACACAUUGAGUAUCCAGGGUGGAGUUUAGGAUGGAGUUGGAGAGGCAAGGAAGUUAUAUGGGAUAUGUUGGGUGGUGAAGCAACCGAGCAGGGAGAUUGUUCUGCUUUCAAAGAAAAUAGCAUUCCCCAUUCUUGCAAAAGACAUCCCAUAAUAGUAGACUUAUUGGCCACUGUUAGUAAUAAUGUAAAAAUAGAAAAUUGCUGCAGGGGAGAUGUUUUGUCAUCCACUGUACAAAACCCACAGAAUUCUGUGGCUGCUUUCAAGAUCUGAGUGAGAGCUGCAGGCACUUCUAAAAAUACAGUGCUUGUACCUUCUAAUUUUUCAUUGAAAGGGCCUAACAUGGUUUAUUCCUGCAAUCCUACCACACAAGAACAAUCAAGCCAUUUCCCUACACCUAGCGGACAAAGACAAACACAAGCCUUAAGUAUGUAUAUAGUAUCUGUUUUCUAUAUCUCUUAAUUAAAUAUUUCAUUUUCUCC
This is a messenger RNA of Cryptomeria japonica (Japanese cedar), 675 nucleotides long. RefSeq names its product COBRA-like protein 2. The record is from RefSeq and is a predicted model, not a curated record. Gene Ontology annotation, cellular component: plasma membrane. The transcript has 3 exons. Gene Ontology annotation, biological process: cellulose microfibril organization; plant-type cell wall cellulose biosynthetic process. Bases 11 to 466 code for a protein of 151 amino acids. NCBI's taxonomy places the organism in Eukaryota, Viridiplantae, Streptophyta, Pinopsida, Cupressales, Cupressaceae.